Molecule: messenger RNA, 2154 nt
Organism: Closterium sp. NIES-65
Lineage: Eukaryota; Viridiplantae; Streptophyta; Zygnematophyceae; Desmidiales; Closteriaceae
Source: the annotation of a GenBank genome assembly
AUGAAGUUCGACGUGAACGCGCUGCGGUACCUGUCCAAAGACGAGUUUCGCGUGCUCACCGCCGUCGAAAUGGGCAUGCGCAACCACGAGAUCGUCCCGUCGGAGCUCGUCGAGCGAAUCGCCAGCCUCAAGCGGGGCGGAGCGUACAAGGCGCUAAGCACGCUGCUGAGGCACAAGCUCGUGCACCACGACUCCACCAAGUACGACGGGUACCGGCUGACGAAUCUGGGGUACGACUUUUUGGCCAUCAAGGCACUCGUCAACCGCGGCACCGUUGCUGGUGUGGGGCCGCAGAUCGGCGUCGGCAAGGAGUCCGACAUAUACGAGGUGGAGGGGCCGGAGGGCGAGGUACUGGUGAUGAAGCUGCACCGCUUGGGGCGCACGUCGUUCCGCAACGUCAAGGCCAAGCGCGACUACCUGCGCCACCGCCGCGCGCACAACUGGCUCUACCUCUCUCGCCUCGCUGCUCUCAAGGAGUUCGCCUUUCUCAAGGCGUUGGGGGAGAGGGGUUUCCCCGUGCCGGGUGCAGUGGACUGCAACCGCCACUGCGUCAUCAUGACCCUCGUCAAGGCCUUUCCACUAGUGCAGGUGCGCGAGCUGCAGCGGCCGCAGGUGGUGUUCGACCAGGUGCUCUCCCUCAUCAUCCGCCUGGCGGCGGUGGGGCUCAUCCACUGUGACUUUAACGAGUUCAACCUGCUUGUGGAUGAGGAGGAGAGGAUAACAAUGAUCGACUUCCCUCAGAUGGUCUCCAUCUCCCACCGUAACGCCAAGAUGUACUUUGAGCGCGACGUGGAGUGCAUCUUCAAGUUCUUUGGCCGCCGCUUCAACUUCGCCCCCAGGAGACCUCAAGACCCAGCCUUGGAAGUCGCUCUAGCACUGUCAGGAGGACAGAGAGGCAACAAGGAAGAGAGAGAAAAUGGUGCAAGGGAAAAUCAGGAUGCGGACAAGGCAAAGAAAGCGGAGGAGAAAGAGGAGAAAAAGGAGAACGAGGAAGAGGAAGAGGAGGAAGAGGAGGAGGACGACGACGAGGAGGGUACAUGGAGACCUUCCUUUUCAGCCAUCAAGUCACUGGUGGAGCGAGCAAGAGAGAGAGCAGAAGAUGGGGCAGACGAGGAGGGUGAAAGGGAGGAGGAGGGGUGUGUGAGAGAGGAGGGAGCUGAUUGGGACGAAAGCAAUGGGGUGAAGGAGGGGAUUAGUGCGAAUGCCGGGGCUGCUGAAAAAGGGGAAGAAGAAGCAGCAGGGGAGAGAGAAGGGGCAGCAGAGGGCGAAUGGGAGGCGUGCAGAGCGGUGAUUCAGGCACUCAUGCUCGCUGCUGGACCCUCAGACAGUGCUGCUGGUGGUGCUGGUGGUGGUGGUGAUUCAGAGACGGGGAGCAGGAAGGAAGAAGUGGCAGGGAGGAAGGCGGAGAGGAGAGGGGGUGGGAGGAGGGGAGGGCGGAGAGAGGUGGUGGGGGUGGUGACAGGGACGGGGCCUCUGGACAGACAGCUGGCAGCCAGUGGGUUCAGCAUGCAGAACGAGGCUGAGCUGGAGCAGGUGAGUGCUGAGGUGGAGCAGGUGAGUUCUGAGUUGCAACAGGUUGGUGCUGAGCUGGAGCACAUGAGUGCAGUAGGGGGUGGGGAAGAGGUGGCCUUUGCAUCCCUCAACCCUCCCCUCUUCCUGCAUCCGUCCCCUUCCUCCCUCUCUCGUGUAUGUCCCCUUCAGUACAUGGAAGAGUCACAGUGGAGGGAGACGAGCCACUUGGAAGGCAGAGAGAAUGGUGCGGGGGAGGAGCGAGACGAGGAGGAAGAGGAGGAGGAGGAGGAGGAUGAGGGUGAGGAUGAGGAGGAGGAAGAGGAUAUCAGUGGAGACAAGGAGGGUGAGACUGCUGAUGAGGGUGCAGAGGAGGAGGAUGAAAGUGAUGGUGACGAGGAGGAUGGGGAGGAGGGCAUGGAAAAACUCACACAUCCAGCCACACAUGUUGGAGGGGGGAACGGGGUGAGCAGGAGGGUGAGUGCGCGUGCAGAGCAGAAGCAGCAGAAGCAGCUGGAGAGGCAGCGGCAGCAGGCAGCACAGGCGGUGCGAGGGGGAGGGGUGAGGCGUGCAUCUCGCAACGCCAGCAAGGACAAGGGAGGGAGGAGAUCGCGCCACGUGUCCAGCCGAGCGGGGAUCGAUUGA